GCAGGAUGAAGUGGCGUUUGCGCUUCCGCUCCAGGACAAUCUGUCUGUCCUUGGCUUUCCUCUCUAUUUUCCUCCACCUCCUCUUGGUGUUUGUCUCUCUCCCCGUGUACCACCAACCCUGUGACCACCCACUGCCUCCCAGGACGCACAUCUUGAGAGACCUGGCAAACACCAACUACUCUGCAGGCAGCAGUGGUCCAGCUGAGCCCCAGACUGAUACCUCACGCAGAGAUUCUUCCACUAAGGAUGCCAAUGAGGACGCCAAAGGUCAUGUGCAGACACUUUCCAACAUGGGAUUAGCAGAGAAGGGAGAAAGGGAUUCAACGAACAUGCCAGUCAGUGUGGGUCGCCAUGGUGCUGACGGAGAGGACCCUGUGGAGUCAGGGCUGUUAAAGCUGGAGGCGCUGUUUGACCAUCCUCUUUACAACAUGCCCAGCCCUCCCGUCCCUGAGGAGGACUGGCUGCUCAAAGUGAAGACGAAGGUCAAGGCUAGUGAGAGGAGCUCCCAGAUGUGGGUGAGUGCCAGUCAAGAGGACUACCUCGACGUCCACUGGAACAGCAGCAGUAACAGCCAUCCCCCCUGGCUACGCUUUCACCUGGGCAUCACCCGGUGGCAGCUGUACCCGCACCGUGACUCCAACAUGGAGCUGCUGACCCAACAGCUCGCCUCGCAUCGCAUCGUCAGCGCAGUGCAGAAGUCUGGAGGGACGCAACUGAAGCUGGUGAUCUCAUUUCCCAACUACGGACAGGCCAUGUUCAAACCCAUGAAGCAGGAAAGAGAUGAAGAAACCAACUACAACCUGUAUUAUUUCUCUGACUUUGAGAGACACAAUGCAGAAAUUGCAGCUUUUCACUUGGACAGGAUUUUGGGCUACAGGAGAAUCCCUCCGGUGGUGGGCAGGCUGGUUGAUGUGGUCAAGGAGAUCAAAGCCGUCACUACUGACCGCAAGCUGGCCCGGACCUUCUUCAACUCUCCUGUGGGCAGUGUGUGUUUCUACGGUCAGUGCUCCUACUACUGUUCCACAGAGCAUGCUGUGUGUGGACGCCCCAGAGACUUGGAAGCCUCCUUGGCUGUCAUGUUGCCGGAUCUUUCAUUGGCGUCCCGUAGGACAUGGAGAUCCCCCUGGAGACGCUCGUACAGCCGGAGCAAGCUGGCAAAAUGGGAGACAGAGCCAGACUACUGCUCAACAGUGAAGAAGACUGCACCAUAUGAUAAAGGCACACGACUGGUGGACUUCAUGGACAUGGUCAUACUGGACUUCUUGAUGAGUAACAUGGACAGGCACCAUUAUGAAACUUUUGAGAAGUUCGGCAACCAUACCUUCCUAAUACAUCUUGACAAUGGCCGAGCAUUUGGGCGUAACUCCAAAGAUGAGCCAUCUAUCCUGACUCCUCUGGAGCAGUGCUGCAGAAUCCGUCGCUCCACCUGGCUGCGCCUACGUCUGUUGUUCCUGCCACAGUAUCGUCUCAGUGACGUCAUGAGGGCCUCACUAUCCCACGACCCCCUUCACAAAGUGGCUCCCCUGCUGUCAGAGCCCCACCUCGCCGCUCUGGAUCGACGUUUAAAAACAGUGUUGGAGACUGUCAAUCGUUGCCUGGAGCGAGCUGCUGAGGAUGGCGGUGGUGAGGAAGUAUUCUAUGACGACUUGAAAGACAUGCUCACUGCUGCUGGGUAGGACAGACUGGACUUCCCUCAUGUUAUGAUAUUUAAGAAUAUGAGCACAUGUCACACCGGCGGUUUUAUCAGUGUCAGAGAUAAGUUCACGAGUAAUUCUAUGGUUUCUCCCAGCUACAGUAAAACACGCUGUAUAAAAAGGGAAACAUGAGUUAGAAGGACUAAAGUUUCAAGCAAUAUUGACACUUCACUGAUAUAAAAUUAUAUAACAAAUUUACUUUAAUUACUGUAAUGUUAUGGGCUUUUUUUCAGAAUGGAAACAUCUAAAGCAGUGUAACAACAUUAACUGGCUUAAACCAACAGAGGCUUAAAGAUCAGUUCAAGCAAAAAGUGAAUUGGUGAAUGCUGAACUCAAUCAAACUUCUGUUGAGCUAGUGUGAGGUAAAGAGGCGGGUUUUGAGCCUCCUAGGCAACAGCUAUGUGUUCCCGCCUGUCAGUCAAAUCAGUCAUGUCCUUGUGUGCCAAUAGAGAAAGUAGCUACUAAGACCUAAACUGUUUGUUGAACCAGGCUGUAAACAUGUUUAUUUCUGCGGCAAAGAUUGUCUUUUUUGAAUUGGUGUGUAUGUAGUUUCUGGUGUUUCUGCAGCCAGCCUCAAGUGGACGCUUGAUGAACUGCAGUUUAUAAGAUAAGAUAGACUUUAUUGAUGCAUCAUUAAGGGAAAUUCUUUUGUCACAGCAGCUUAAAACAUGGGACAGAGCAAUACAACAAUGUACUAACAUAGUUAAAAAUAUAAUAACAAUAAUAAUAGUAAUGAUAAAGGUAAAAUAAAAUAGAAUAAAAUAUAGCAAAUAUAAAACAUAUAUACACACUGUGCUCACUUCUAUCUUAUGAAUAGAUAGUGAAUAUACCACCUCCGCAUGGGCUUCAUAUUUUGAGACUGGAGGUUGCUGCUUAGAAAAAAGGACAUCAUACCAGUAAUAUCUAGAAUUUAAACAAGAGAUCAAACUGGGAAAAUAUUUGUUACAUGAAAACCAAAAGUAUAGACAGGCUACCUUUGAUUUUAGAGUGAAUAACACCAGGAUCCCUGAGGUUACUGGAAGUUUAAAUCUCUGUAAGGAUGAUCAUAAGGAUAACAAGCAACAUAUUUUGUUUGAAUGUAAGAACUUAAGCAUUCUGAGUUAUAGAGAAAGGUACACACCAAAGUAUUAUUUAAAACAUCCAUCUGUGUUUAAAUUAAUUCUGUUAUUGCAAUCAGAUCAGCCAAAAGUUAUUUGCAAAUAAGGAGCUUUUCUGCAGAAUGUCCUUCCAUCGUUUGAGUAAGAUCUGUCGUACUUCAGCCACGCCGCGUGCCAUCAUUUUGUUUCUUGUUAUUUGAAUUGUAUGUUUCAUCUGUGGCUCCAUAAGAUUGUGAUCAUGGUCUGAGUGCCAAAAUAAAAUGAAUGGAAAUAAAAAGUGCACUUCCAACUCAAAGUAUGAUAGUACACAACAAUAGAGCAAAGUGCAUGUUAGAAAUUCAAUGUGACAUUUACAUGACACUGCAACAAUCUCCAAAGUAGUGAGUAAAAUUGUAAAAAGGCAAUCUCUAAUUAUAGUACAUUUUCUCAUACAACAAUAAUACUUUGAUUAACUUGCACACGGCUGAUUUGUGAAUAAGGUGUUUUACAGGUAAUGUCAGAUUUACAUGACUCAUACACAAAUUGACUGCAAACAGAAACUUGAGGAGGUUAACUCUGUUUUCUGUUCCUGUAUUUAAUGACUCAAGGUGGUUUGUUGACACUGCAAUAGCUUAUCAGGGAUAAAUAAGGUCUGGUGUUCUGGCACCAUUUGCAAUGAUAUUUAUAAUAGAGUUAUCUUGUUGGAUUCCUGCCUCUGUGUAAAUCAUGAAGAAGUUGAAGGUUGGUGGAAUUACACUGUUGUUACUGCAGAAAGAGUAAAAAAUGUCAGACCCUCGACA
Notolabrus celidotus (New Zealand spotty) is the source of this 3570-nucleotide messenger RNA. It is a transcript of the gene fam20cl, whose product is annotated as family with sequence similarity 20 member C, like. NCBI's taxonomy places the organism in Eukaryota, Metazoa, Chordata, Actinopteri, Labriformes, Labridae. Gene Ontology annotation, biological process: protein phosphorylation. Gene Ontology annotation, cellular component: Golgi apparatus. The transcript is spliced from 10 exons. The record is from RefSeq and is a predicted model, not a curated record. Gene Ontology annotation, molecular function: phosphotransferase activity, alcohol group as acceptor. The coding region runs from base 6 to 1676 and encodes 556 amino acids.